Messenger RNA from Raphanus sativus (radish), 1330 nucleotides. RefSeq names its product cyclin-D3-3. Gene Ontology annotation, biological process: mitotic cell cycle phase transition; regulation of cyclin-dependent protein serine/threonine kinase activity. Bases 135 to 1205 code for a protein of 356 amino acids. The record is from RefSeq and is a predicted model, not a curated record. Gene Ontology annotation, molecular function: cyclin-dependent protein serine/threonine kinase regulator activity. Gene Ontology annotation, cellular component: cyclin-dependent protein kinase holoenzyme complex; cytoplasm; nucleus. The transcript is spliced from 4 exons. NCBI's taxonomy places the organism in Eukaryota, Viridiplantae, Streptophyta, Magnoliopsida, Brassicales, Brassicaceae.
UCACUACUUUUUUUUCCUCUCUGCAGUAGCAUCCAUAGGGGGAAAGAGAGAGAGAGAGAGAGAGAGCUCUAUAAUGGCAGAAUGAACAAAGCACUUUCACAAACUCUUAUCCUCAUAAGAGGAAGAUAAAUAAGAUGGCUUUAGAAGAAGAGGAAGAGGUUCAAAACGCACCGUUUUGUAUGCUUUUCUGCGAGGAAGAGAGCCAUGAGUUAGAGAGAGACGAGAGCGUCGUAAAGUUUCCGUUUUUACAUUUGGGUUUUCUCGAUCAUGACAUGUUGUGGGAUGACGAUGAGUUACUAGGUUUGAUUUCGAAAGAAAACGAGCUAAGGCCGUGUCUUUCCGACACAGUGUUAGAUGAGUUUCUUGUCCUGUGCCGCGAGAAGGCUCUUGAUUGGAUCUUUAGAGUGAAAACUUAUUAUGGGUUUAAUGCGUUGACGGCUCUUCUUGCUGUUAACUACUUCGAUAGGUUUCUUACUACCAGGAAGUUUCAGACAGAUAAGCCAUGGAUGUCUCAGCUCACAGCUGUGGCUUGUCUGUCUUUAGCUGCUAAAGUUGAAGAGAUCCGUGUUCCAUUGCUCUUAGAUCUUCAGGUGGGAGAGCCAAGAUAUGUCUUUGAGGCUAAAACCAUACAGAGAAUGGAGCUUUUGAUUCUCUCUACUCUUGAAUGGAGGAUGCACCCCGUGACUCCAAUCUCGUUUUUCGAUCACAUUAUCCGUCGAUUCAACUCUAACUCUAAGUCUCACCAGCAAUUGGAGUUAUUGAGUAGAUGCGAAUCUCUGCUGCUCUCCGUUGUUACUGAUUCGAGGUUUCUAAGUUACAGUCCUUCUGUGUUAGCCACUGCAAUAAUGGUCUCAGUUGUUAGAGAUUUCAAGACGUGUGACGAAGCUGAAUACGAAUCUCAGCUCAUGACUCUACUCAAAGUUGAUCCGGAGAAAGUAAAUAAAUGCCAUGAGUUAGUGGUUGAUCACAUCCCAAGCAAGAAAAGGAUGAUGCAACCCUCUAGUCCAACCGGUGUAUUUGAUGCAUCAUUCAGCUCUGAUAGCUCAAACGAAUCAUGGGUUGCGUCUGCUUCUGCUUCAGCUUCAGUGUCUGCAUCACAGUCUCCAGAGCCUCUAUUCAAGAGGAGAAGAGUUCAGGAGCAGCAGAUGAAGCUGUCUUCAAUAAACAGAAUGUUUCUCGAUGUGUUCGCAAGUAGUCCUCGCUAAUAAUUUUUAGAAACAUAUAAGAUAUGUUUUCCCCUGUUUACUCUCUCGGCUCUUGUGUCUAUGAACGGUUUCAAAUGGUGUACUCUUCAGUAUUUGAUAAUUUGAAAGAUCUUUUACUUGUUUCA